AUGGCCGCCAAGCGACGUGGACGCGCACUCUCGAAGAUAGAGACUAUUGAGGCCGACCCAGCUCAUCACCUCAACGGUCCAUUUGCGCCGCAAACGCCCUUAGACAUGGAUUCGAGCGUUAGCGAUUCCCCCCCGAACGUUAGCCAGACUAGGAACAGCUCGGCGGAGCGAGCUGCAGAGUCCACGGGAUUGUGGUCCGACAUCAAGACUGGCAGAUGGAUUGUUCGCCCAGCCUCUUCCUUCAAACUUAUGCUCAUUCCUAUCGUUCUCUACUACAACUGGGAAUGGAUCCAGUCGUAUCUCGGCACCAACCACCCCAAUCCGUUCGAGCCGAUGUUGUACAUUUCACACCGGAUUCCGGAUUCCCCGGAAGACGACCCCCGCUACCAUAAAGGUUACAUGGAUCUUGUCUUCGUCGCUUACCAUAUGAUUGUGUGGUCGUUCGUUCGACAGUUCAUCACACUCAAUAUCUGCCGUCCCACGGCGCGGUACUUUGGCUUGAACAAACAGUCCAAGAUCGAGCGGUUUGGAGAGCAGGCUUACGCGAUCGUAUACUUUGGGUUCUUCGGCGCAUGGGGCUACGCAAGUCCUCUUUAUCGUAUCAUGGGUCAACUCCCGACAUGGUGGUACAACACAAAGUACUUCUGGAUUGACUACCCUCAUUGGGACAUGAAGCCCGAGCUCAAGCGUUAUUACUUGAUGCAAGCAGCAUAUUGGUGCCAACAGCUCUUGGUAAUGCUGCUCAGGCUCGAAAAACCGCGGUCGGACUACGCGGAACUCGUAGCCCAUCAUUUCGUCACUCUUUGGCUAAUCGGAUGGAGCUACCUUAUUAACAUGACCUUUAUCGGCAACGCUGUUUACAUGAGCAUGGAUAUCCCGGACUGGUUCCUUGCGGUCUCCAAAUUGCUGAAUUACCUGAAACUGGACCAUAGCAAGAUCGUAUCAUUCGUAGUGUUCAUGGGAAUGUGGUCAUAUUUCCGACUCUAUCUCAACUUCGUCAUGCUCUGGUCCGUGUGGUUCGAGUUUGACCUCAUGCCCGAGACAUCCAAGCGUUGGUACCCCGAGGACGGCGUCUGGUUGGUGUGGUGGAUGAAGUACCAGAUAUUUGCACCCCUCCUGCUCCUCCUCUGUCUGAACCUAUUUUGGUACUACUACAUUCUGCGAAUCGCUUACCGGGCGGUAUUCGCUCCGCCCGACCAGGUCACCGAUGACCGCUCUGACGACGAAGACGAUGACGCGGAGCCCGAGACGGACGAGAAGAAAAAUUGA
This is a messenger RNA of Punctularia strigosozonata HHB-11173 SS5, 1269 nucleotides long. RefSeq names its product longevity assurance proteins LAG1/LAC1. The transcript is spliced from 10 exons. Gene Ontology annotation, molecular function: sphingosine N-acyltransferase activity. Gene Ontology annotation, cellular component: membrane. The record is from RefSeq and is a predicted model, not a curated record. Gene Ontology annotation, biological process: ceramide biosynthetic process. The coding region runs from base 1 to 1269 and encodes 422 amino acids. Lineage: Eukaryota; Fungi; Basidiomycota; Agaricomycetes; Corticiales; Punctulariaceae.